This is a messenger RNA of Sorex fumeus (smoky shrew), 6273 nucleotides long. RefSeq names its product aminoadipate-semialdehyde synthase (gene AASS). NCBI's taxonomy places the organism in Eukaryota, Metazoa, Chordata, Mammalia, Eulipotyphla, Soricidae. The coding region runs from base 96 to 2873 and encodes 925 amino acids. Gene Ontology annotation, molecular function: saccharopine dehydrogenase activity. The record is from RefSeq and is a predicted model, not a curated record. Gene Ontology annotation, cellular component: cytoplasm. The transcript is spliced from 24 exons.
UCCCCAUCCCAAUUUCAGCCUCCUCUGGACCUGGAACUUCGCAGGCUGCGAGGGACCAGCCGGCGCCGAGAGCGGCGGAGUCAUAAGAUACCAAGAUGCUGCGAGUUCACAGGACCAAACUAGGCAGGCUGGGGCUCUGCCUCUCCAAAGGUCUUCACCGUAAACCUGUGAUGGCUGUGAGGCGAGAGGAUGUGAAUGCCUGGGAGCGAAGGGCACCUCUGGCUCCCAGGCAUAUCAAAAGCAUCACCAAUCUGGGAUACAAAGUUCUAAUACAGCCUUCCAAUCGGCGGGCCAUUCAUGAUCAGGAGUAUGUCAAAGCAGGAGGCAUUAUUCAAGAGGAUAUUUCUGAAGCAUGUCUAAUUGUGGGGGUUAAAAGACCCUUUGAGGAAAAGCUAUUGUCCAAGAAGACUUAUGCAUUCUUCUCUCACACAAUAAAGGCUCAGGAGGCCAAUAUGGGCUUGUUGGAUGAGAUUCUAAGACAGGAAAUCCGUCUGAUUGAUUAUGAGAAAAUGGUGGAUCAUCAAGGAGUGCGAGUGGUGGCAUUUGGUCAGUGGGCAGGUGUGGCUGGGAUGAUCAACAUUUUACAUGGAAUGGGUGUAAGGCUCCUUGCUCUGGGACAUCACACACCUUUCAUGCACAUUGGCAUGGCUCAUAACUACAGGAACAGCAGCCAAGCUGUACAGGCUAUCCGUGAUGCUGGCUAUGAGAUAUCUCUGGGUCUGAUGCCAAAGUCUAUAGGUCCAUUAACAUUUGUGUUCACAGGGUCUGGUAAUGUAUCAAAGGGAGCUCGAGCAAUGUUCAAUGAACUGCCUUGUGAAUAUGUGGAACCCCAUGAAUUGAAAGAAGUGUCUCAAAGUGGAGACCUGAGAAAAGUGUAUGGGACGGUGUUAAGUCGCCAUCAUCAUCUUGUCAGGAAAACAGAUGGUGUAUAUGAUCCUGUAGAGUAUGACAAAUAUCCUGAGCGCUACAUAAGUCGUUUUAGUACUGAUAUUGCACCCUAUACAUCUUGUUUAAUUAAUGGGAUCUACUGGGAUCGAAACAACCCUCGGCUACUAACUCGAGGAGAUCUUAAAACUCUCCUGGCUCCAGUCAAAUCCUCGGGUGAUGGUGAGAAAGGCUGCCCAGCUUUACCACACAAACUUGUAGCAAUAUGUGAUAUUUCAGCUGACUCAGGAGGAUCUAUAGAAUUUAUGACUGAAUGCACAACUAUAGAUCAACCAUUUUGCAUGUAUGAUGCAGACCAGCAUAUUCAUGAUAGUGUUGAAGGCUCUGGAAUUCUGAUGUGCUCCAUUGACAAUUUGCCAGCACAGCUUCCAAUUGAAGCUACAGAAUACUUUGGAGACAUGCUUUACCCUUAUGUUGAAGAAAUGAUACUGUCAGAUGCGACACAACCUCUUGAAAGUCAGAAUUUUUCUCCUGUGGUGAGAGAUGCAGUGAUUACAUCCAAUGGUAUAUUGACUGAUAAGUAUAAAUAUAUCCAGAAACUCCGAGAGAGCAGGGAACGCACACAAUCACAUUCAACGAGCACCAAGAAAAAGGUCUUGGUUCUUGGAACUGGUUAUGUCUCAGAGCCUGUUUUGGAAUACCUGUCAAGAGACAAAAAUAUUGAAUUAACAGUAGGUUCUGACAUGAAAAAUCAACUUGACCAGUUAAGAAAGAAAUACAAUAUUAAUCCUGUUAGUAUGAACAUUGGCAAACAAGAAGAGAAAUUGGGUUCCUUGGUGGCAUCACAGGAUCUUGUCAUCAGCUUAUUGCCUUAUGUGUUACAUCCUAUUGUGGCCAAGGCAUGCAUCGCAAACAAAGUUAACAUGGUCACUGCAAGCUACAUCACACCACCACUAAAAGAAUUAGAAAAGAGUGUGCAAGAUGCCGGCAUCACAGUCAUUGGUGAAUUGGGAUUGGAUCCUGGUCUUGAUCAUAUGUUGGCAAUGGAGACAAUAGAUAAAGCUAAAGAAGUGGGAGCCACAAUUGAAUCAUAUAUUUCCUACUGUGGUGGACUUCCAGCCCCUGAACAUUCAGAUAAUCCUCUGAGAUACAAGUUUAGUUGGAGUCCAGUGGGAGUUUUGAUGAACAUAAUGCAGUCUGCCACGUAUUUGCUCAAUGGGAAGGUUGUGAAUGCUGAAGGGGGCGUCGCCUUUCUGAAUUCGGUCACCCCCAUGGAUUAUUUCCCAGGGCUAAAUCUGGAAGGCUAUCCGAACAGGGACAGUACAAAAUAUGCAGAUAUUUAUGGCAUUCAGUCUGCUCACACUUUGCUGCGCGGGACACUGAGAUACCAGGGAUAUGCUAAAGUUUUGAAUGGACUUAUAAAGCUGGGUCUUAUAAACAGAGAUUCAUUUCCUGCCCUCCACCCUGGGGCCAAACUGCUUACCUGGAAAGAACUCCUAUGUGACUUAGUUGGGAUUUCCCCCUCCUCCAAUUAUGAAGUGCUUAAAGAGGCAGUCCUGAAGAAGUUAGGAGGAGAUAAAACCCAGCUGGAAGCAACUGAACAGUUGGGUUUACUUGGGGAUGAACAAGUCCCUCAGGCAGAGUCCAUCGUGGAUGCACUCUCCAAGUAUUUGGCUGCAAAGCUUUCCUAUGGCCCUGGAGAGAAAGAUAUGAUCGUGAUGAGAGACAGCUUUGGUAUCAGACAUCGUUCUGGGCAUUUAGAAAAUAAAAUUAUUGAUCUUGUGGUUUACGGAGACGUCAGAGGCUUCUCGGCCAUGGCUAAAACUGUGGGGUUACCCACAGCCAUGGCAGCCAAGAUGCUACUUGAUGGUGAAAUUCAAGCUAAAGGCCUGAUAGGGCCCUUUGCAAAGGAGAUCUAUGGACCAAUAUUGGAGAGAAUUAAAGCAGAAGGCAUUAUAUACAACACAUAUAGUACAAUCAAACAAUAAUUGAGAUUUACAUCUCAUUUUUAUUUUCCCAAACAACAAUUCUGAAUAAUUGUGUCAUAAACAUGCUUAUUAAGUUCCGUUUUAGUGUAUGAAGCAUGAUUUUGAUUAAAUCAGUACAAUGGUGGUUCUGAAUAUCUAUUUUAAUAUGAAAAUGUUUGAAACAGAGAUGCCAGUAACUUCCAGAGAACUUUCAUAAUAAUUCUACCAUAUAUUUUCAUAUACAUAAAAAUCAUACUGAUUGUGCUAUUGGUUAAUUUAUUAUGCAAAUUUUCAUAUAAGAAUGUAUUUUCCUAUAAUCAGAUGAAAUUUUAUCUUUUUACUUACAAAAAAUUUCUUCAUGCAGCUAUAUUUUUGUAUUUUUAAAAUUGAUUCCUUUAGAUGCUUUUAGAUUAUUUGUCUGCAAAUCUUUUUUGUGAUACAUUUUAUGCUCUUUUGGUAAAAGUGUGAUCUGUUUGUAAGUGUAUUUCUAUUGUUGUCUCUAGAGGUUGAGAAAGAGAGUAAGUAAGACUAAAUCACAAUAUCAGUGAUCAGCUCAUUAGGCAUAGCUAAAGCACUAAAUAAAUCCAAUGUUUUUUUCAUAAUAAAAAACCCAAAAUAUUAGUUAUAAUGGAAAACUUUUUCAGUCUGAUAAAGAACAUGUAUGAAAAUCCCAUAACUAGCAUCAUACCUGAUGAUGAAUUACUGAAAUAUUUCUUCCUUAGAUUAGAAACAAGGCAAGGAUGUCUUCACUUUUCAGUUCUAUUCAAAUUGUACUGGGGAGGUUCUCUUCAGGGCAUUUAAAAAUAGUAUGAUCUAUUUGUUGAAAAUCCAAAGAAAUAUUCUAAAAAUAUUAGAAUAAUUGAAUUCAGAAGUUAUUGAAUACAGAAAAAUUAUAUAGUAGUGUAUUAUUUAUAUUUGCCAGUAAAUAAAACAGUGGUUUGAAAAAAAUAUUUAAGUUUACAAUAGCAUGAAAAAUAAUAAAAUAGGAAUAAAAUUGAGCAGUCAAAAAUAGUCCUCAGAUUUAAGGUCAGUUGAUUUUUGGAAAAGGUGCUAAGAACAUUCAAUAGGGGCAAAACGUCUUCCACUGAACAAUGAUGGAACAACUAAAUGCACAUGCAAGUGGACGAAGUUGCAUCCCUACCUCAGACCACGUAUUAAUUAACUCAAGAAUGUACCAAAGUUCUAAAUGUCAUACUACAUAUAAGUUUUAGAAGAAAAUGUAGGCAUAAAAUUUUAUGACCUGCUGGUAUUGGAAUAAUGCAUGCAUGAAACAGUAUUUUAAGUUAUGGUGUCUAAUAAAAAGGAGGGGGACACAAAACAUAAAAAUGUUCAAUAAAAUAAAAUUUUAUGAUUUUGGAUUAAGCACAUGAACAAAGGGAAAAUAUAAAUUAACAUCAUCAAGAUUUAAAAUUGUUGUACUUCUAAGGACAACAUUUAAAAAUAAGUUGAAAGAUAACAUACAGGGGAGCCAAAUUUUUGUAAAUAAUUUGUGUUGAUUAGGUAGGAGUUUGUAUUUAGAUUAUAUAAAAUAAGUUUAACUCAAUAAAAUAAUAAAUCCAGUGCUCGCUUUGGCAGCACACAUACUAAAAUAGGAAUGAAAGAGAAAAAGAUAAACUCAAUUUAUUUUAUUUUUUAAUUUUAUUGAACCAUGGUGAGAAAGUUACAAGUUUUCAUGUUUGGGUUACAAUCACACAAUGCUCAAAUACCCAUCCCUCCACCAGUGCACAUUCCCCACCACCAAUCUCCCCAGUAUACCCCCCCACCCUCCCCCUGCCUCCAUGGCAGACAGUGUUCUCUAUACUCUCUUUCUACUUUUGGGCAUUAUGGUUUGCAAUACAGACACUGAAAAGUCAUUAUGUUUGGUCCAUUAUCUACUUUUGACACACAUCUCCCAUCCCGACUGAUUUCUCCAGCCAUCACUUUCUUAGUGAUCCCUUCUCUAUUCCAGCUGCCUUCACCCUUCCACUCAUAAGGCAGGCUUCCAGCUAUGGGGCAUUCCCCCCGGCCCUUAUAUCUUCUAUCCUUGGGUGUCAGCCUCAUGUUUUGUUAUUCUAUACUCCACAAAUGAGUGCAGUUUUUCUAUGUCUGUUCCUCUCUUUCUCACUCAUUUCACUUAGUAUGAUACUCUCCAUGUCUAUCCACUUAUAAGCAAAUGUCAUGACUUCAUCUCUCUUAACAGCUGCAUAUUAUUCCAUUGUGUAGAGGUACCAAAGUUUCUUUAACCAGUCAUCUGUUCUAGGGCACUUGGGUUGUUUCCAGAUUUUGGCUAUUAUGAACAGUGCUGCAAUGAACAUAUAGGUAGAGAUGUCAUUUCUACUGUGCUUUUUUGAAUCCUCGGGAUAUAUUCCCAGAAGUGGUAUUGCAGGGUCAUAUGGAAGCUCAAUUCCUAGUUUUUGAAGGACUGUCCAUAUUGGAUAAACCCAAUUUAAAAACUAAACAAGGGCAACUGAGUCAACAGUUCUUCAAAGAUGAUAUAUAAGAAGUAAAUCAGCACAUAAAAAACGUUUAUCAUCAUUAUCAUUAUCAGGGAAUUGCAGAUGAAAUAUAAAGAUGUGAUUCUAUUUCCUACCCUUCAGGAAAGUUGAAAUAAAAAGUUAAUAGCAAGGGCAGAACAGGUAAUUUAAAAGACUGAGUGUACGCUUUGCAUACAGGAGGCCUGGGUUCAAUUUCUAGCAAUGCAUGGUUACAGGAGCACUAAACCAGGUGUGCUCUUCCCCCAAAAAACCCAUCUCGCCCUCCACCCCCAAUGUUGACAAGAAUUGCUGACAAUGUGAAGAAACUGGAAUUAUCAUCAACAGUUGGGUGAAUUGUAAAAUGAUAAAGCUGCUUGGGAAAACGGACCAUUCCUUAAAAAGUUAAACAUGACUCAAAAAUUUAUUAUUAGGUAUGUAACCAAGAGAAAUGAAACACGCAUUCAUAUAAAACUCUGUUCAUUGAAUAUUUACAGCAAGCAUUAUUCACAUAGCUAAAAGUCAGAAUAAUUAAAAUGCUUGUCAACUAAUGAAUGAAUAAGUGGAAUGUUUCAUUUCAUACAAUGGAUUAUUAUUUGAAAACAUAAAAGAGACAAAGGACUGAUGUAUGCUGCAACAUGGAUGAGCCUUGAAAAAGUUAUACUAAGUGGAAGAAGCCAGACACAAAAGACCACGUAUUGUGUUAUUUCAUUUGUAUGAAAUACUCAGAAUAGGCAAAUCUAUAUAGAAAGUAUACUAGUGUUUGUUUGGAACUAGAAAUGAUUUGAAAUUUCUUUGGGGGGUAAUGUAAAUGCUGUGGAAUUCAUUGUGACAAUGGUAUUACAACUGUGAACAUGUUAAACAUCACCGAAUUGAAUACUUUGAAUCAAUGAAUUGUAUGAGAUGUGAAUUAUAUUUCAAGUUGUUGUAAAACUGAGAAAUUACAAAUAAAUGCAUGUUUUAUUUUUGUU